Chironomus riparius is the source of this 946-nucleotide messenger RNA. The record is from the annotation of a GenBank genome assembly. Lineage: Eukaryota; Metazoa; Arthropoda; Insecta; Diptera; Chironomidae.
AAAAAGUUUGAUUUUAUGGUCGAUUUAGCAUUAAUUUGAGUUGAAAAAGCCCAAAAUGAACAUCAAACUUACAUUCUCGCUUUUUAUCGUAUUUUAUAUUGCGACAUGUCACAACAAUGUAGAAGCAUUUGGUGGUGGUAAAUCAUUGGGUGGAGCAAGUCGAGGAUAUAAUGGUGGUUCACAAAAGUCAAGAACGGGAAAUCAUCCAUAUCCAUUAGCUGGUGUAGGCAACGAGUAUGAUAGAAUGAAUUACAAUAAGAAAUCCAAAGAAGCAACAACACAACCAAAGUCAUCGGGCAGAAACAUUUCGACACCACAAAUUGUAUUUAUUUUAACAAUGAUCAUGACCUUGGGAUUUGCAGGAUAUUACUUUAUUCAAUUCUACCCAUUCCUAUGCUCAAAAGAGUCCAAGUAUGACGUUAUGAGCCGAUCAUCAGUCACUCCUACACACUCGCGAGAAUUUGAGUACGACGAGUCCACAUCAAGUGGUACAAAAUCAACUAAUGCAUCAUAUAGUAACGAACAUGAUGUUUAAGUGCUCUGGAUUCUCUUAAUUCUACUUUUACAAUUCGAUGAAAUUCAAGACUGACAAAAAAAAAUUAUGAACUUAUAUUUUUGGAAAACAUUUAUCUACUCGAAAUUUAUGUGGCAUUUAUACGAAAAAAGAAAAAAAAACAUAAUUAACAAUGAAUUUAUACUGGGAAAGUAAUAGGGUCGUUUAUAAGUGAUGUUAAAUUUUUAAGUGGGUGAGGAGUUACUUCGAUCUUAAGAUCAGUGCUACUCAUACUAUGUAUAGCUAUGCUUUUCAACAAACUAUUGCAGGUUUUCAAGCUUUUUCGUUUGCAGCUUCAAACUUUUCGAGCAUAGCUUGUUGUGUUUUAUGUUGCGAAUUAAAGCUAGAAUCACUGUCACCAAAAUCAUCUAAUAUUGUAAAACGCAGCAUUUA